GUUGGUGACUCGUUAGCUGUGGCGUGGAAUGUCGUUUUUCGUAUGCUCGAUGCGCGAAAGCUCUGGGAGCUUCGUUAUUCGUAAAGUAUUAGCCCCGUGGCUCGUGUAACUUCGGCUGAUACUAUUUGGGGAUCAAGCCUCCAUAUAAAUUGUGUGAAAGAAAGAAGCACCUCAACUGCACUUUGUAGUCGACGAAUCUUUAAGCUUGCAGCUGCUUCUACAAUGCUGAAGAAUUAACGAGCUACGACGAUCAAAGCGCCACACAACAGGAAAAAAAAAAAUUUAUAUAACGACAAGCAUUCGUCGAAACCAUGGCUACGGUGACGUCAGUUGAAAAGCAGCCGAUCUUUUGGUGAGAUCGGAGUUUUGUCGUCUGCCUUUGAAAAGUUAAGACUUUUUUUUAUAUAUAUGAAUUUUUUUAUAAUGGAGUGAUAUAUAUGAUCCAUAAUGAACGUUAAUAUAGAAUAUAUAUAAUAAUUUUAACUUUUUAAGGAAAUGUAUUCGGUUUUGUUAGUUUUAUUUACAAUGACAACUUUUGGCUACUCCAAGCCAACCCUUGAUCCUGAUAAAUAUAAGAAAAUUCAGAUUCCUGAAUCGUUACUGAUGAAGCUGAGUGAUGUUCAAAAUGUCAGUUACUUUAUGUCUCAUUUUAUUUCGUCUACUCAAGUUACGAGAAAGCCUGCACUUGGUGUUUUUCUUGCCUAUUUAGAGAAAGAUGAGGAUAAAUCGGUUCAUAUAAAGACUGAUAGUGUAUCGACGAGUAAUGAUUCGACAGUGCCAGUAGCAGAUCAAGCAUCUUGUAUACCAGAAUUGAAAAUAGUAGAAUUACCACGUCCUACGGAUCCCACGGAGAUUUUCUGGCCCCCGUGUACUCGAGUUCGACGCUGUGGUGGUUGCUGCACCAGUAGGUUACUCAAAUGUGCUCCCGUGGCCACAUCCACGAUUAGUGUUAAGCUUAUUAAAGCUCGGUAUAGUGUACCAGCUUCGAAUAGAUUCGAUCAUUUGGGUUAUGAAAUAGUACACCUCGAACAGCAUGAUAAAUGUCGUUGCGUGUGUCGAGAAAAGGCAGAAGACUGUACUAGUUUACAAGUGUAUUCGGCUGAUAAAUGCAAGUGUGAAUGUAAAAAUAAUGCACUGAUGUCCUCUUGCACUGGUUCAGAUCGUCACUGGGAUAGAAGAGACUGCAGCUGCAAGUGCAAUGUGUACGAAGAUUGUUCUACGGGUUUCUUUUUUAAUCCACAAAGUUGCAAGUGUGAAUCUUUGAAUGAUCCUCUUCGGGGAUUGCCUGGUUCCGAUAACUUCGAGAAAAUCCAUCCAAAUUUUAAAGACGAUGGCGGUGAAUACGAUUCCUAUCACUUAGGCCAAAUUGGAAUUAAUCCUAUGGAUGAUACCGCUCGUUUUGCCAGGCCUCAUUAAUAAAAACGUGGGUAUUUAUUCAAAAUAACAAAUAUUAAACUAACCGUGUACUGUACAUUGUUGUAAUAUACUAAAAGAAACCAUACGUAAAUCGCUAAGUGCUUACAGUAAAUUAUUUUUUAAAUAUUCGCGUUGUAAAUAUACAUCGAAAACAAAGUAUACGUGUACAGUAGAUAUAGUUUUAAGUGGGUUUUUAUGUUCGAAUGUUUAUUUAUUACAUACACACGUCUUAUUUAUGGUAACGAUAUUCUAAUUUAUGUAAAUUCGCACUUAACGAUUUGUCACUCUUUGCCA
Messenger RNA from Centruroides sculpturatus (bark scorpion), 1710 nucleotides. Its product is annotated as vascular endothelial growth factor A-like. The transcript is spliced from 7 exons. Gene Ontology annotation, biological process: positive regulation of protein autophosphorylation; positive regulation of cell population proliferation. The record is from RefSeq and is a predicted model, not a curated record. Gene Ontology annotation, molecular function: growth factor activity; growth factor receptor binding. NCBI's taxonomy places the organism in Eukaryota, Metazoa, Arthropoda, Arachnida, Scorpiones, Buthidae. The coding region runs from base 496 to 1416 and encodes 306 amino acids. Gene Ontology annotation, cellular component: membrane.